This is a messenger RNA of Quercus lobata, 1838 nucleotides long. RefSeq lists its product as uncharacterized. The record is from RefSeq and is a predicted model, not a curated record. NCBI's taxonomy places the organism in Eukaryota, Viridiplantae, Streptophyta, Magnoliopsida, Fagales, Fagaceae. The transcript is spliced from 2 exons. The coding region runs from base 623 to 1642 and encodes 339 amino acids. Gene Ontology annotation, molecular function: nucleic acid binding; zinc ion binding.
CAAAUUAUAUAUUAUUAUAUUUCAAUUACAAAAUAAUUAUUUAUUCUCAUGCAUAUUAAAACCAACGGCACUUUACCACUAAAUUACAUAUGCCAGUAUUGUUUUUCAUUGAAAAUCUUUUCUUUCACAAUAUCAUAAUUACAAAAUGCUUAAUUAGGAAAUAUCAACAUAUAAUUUAUAGCAUUUGAGAAAGAAACUAAAAAGUCAAAAAUUGAUUUCAUCAAUUCACUUAAAGAGCAUUUAUUAAAUUUUUUAAUGUUUUUUAUCAAAAUAAUCCAACAAAAAUAAAUAGUGUUAGAGUUGUUGUAUGAUUGUGUGGGAUGAUUGAGCAAAAGCAUAAAAGAGAGAGUUUCUAAUGAGAAAACCCUUAACUGUUGCAUACUUGUGUUAUAAAGAACCCAAAGUUUAUAUACUUUGAGAAUAUUUUAUUAAAACUAGACUAACCAAACUAAUUUAAGAUCUCGUCCCAAAAAAAAAAAAAAAAAAAACUUAAUUUAAGAUCAAGUUGCUUGUUCUACAAGUAAGCGACCUCCAUAGAGUUUCCAGCGUAACCAAGGCCGAUUACUUCUCUCUCUGAAACCUAAAUUUGGAGCGCACACAAACUCUGUGCAGCGUAGUUUCCAUGGAGUUCAAUUACAGAGCAAUGGACAAAAGAGCCUCCACUCACAUCCCUUCUUCCUCUUCAACCACUCAGCCUCGUCGGCCUCUUCCAUUCAAUGCCAACAAUGCCCUAUUAACCGCAAACAUGGCUUUAAACAACAACAACGACAUAGCAUUGGCUCGGCAGCGCCUCCAGUUGGAAGAACAGGAGAUGAGGAGAGCAGAGAUGAUAAUGAUGAUAGAUCAGGGAGAGAGGCAGAGACUGAUAAAGAUGAUGAACGAUCUGAGAGAGAGGCAGAGAAAGAUGACAAUGAUGAUGGAGCAGAGAGAGAAGGAGAUAUCUUAUAUAAAACAACUCCAGAACUCAUCGGAAGUUGGCUUUUUUGACAAGUUCUACAACUGCAUGGGCAUGGCCAAGAACAAGUUCCUCCCUUCCUUGACGGUGAAUCAGCAGCAGCAGCAACACCGCAGCCCUACCAUGCUCUCGGGUAAUGUGGCGGCGCUUCAGAUACGGACUACUCGGCCCGUUAUUCAGCCUUUGUCUGAUAAUAUAAAGGAAUCAGUUGUAGAGGAUAAGGUUAUGCAGACAAAGUGUGUUGACUUUGAUGUUUCUGAAAAGAGGAAAGCUGAAACACCAGUGGUUGCAGAUGGUAAUGACCCUAAUGAGGCCACUUCACUAAAUACUGAUAAGAAAAGACGAAUUGAAUGGAGCUGCUCUCUGUGUCAAGUAAUAAACACAAGCAAACAAAACCUGGACCGACACCUGAAAGGGAAGAAACACAAGGACAGGGUGGAAUUGUCAAAUGCUAGUAAGUCAUCAUCACUAGAGGAGGAGAGUGACAAUGAUGAAGGGAAGGCCGAGGAGGCAUUGUUAAAUGCCAGUAAGACACCCGAAGACAGUAACAAUGAUGAAUUCCCAGUAGAUGGAAGUCACAAGCAUCACAAAUUCUGGUGCCAGAUGUGUAGGGUUGGGACUACUACUGAAGCUUUGAUGAAAGAACAUUGCAAUGGAAACGAACACAUGAAUUUACAGCGAAAAUAAGGAGGGGCCAUCAUUGCCUUAUCCACGAUAUCAGGGGAUGUCCAAGAAGUUGAAGACACAGCUGCCAAAAACUGAUUAAUAUGAAUAAAAAGUUGGUAACUUAAAUGUAUUGAUAUGGGAGUUGUUUUGGAGAUAAGGAGUUAGUCGUAUGUGGAAUCCCACAUUAAUAAGGAGAUGGAUUCCUUUAUUAUAAAUU